AAUUCCAAAUUUAUUUUUAUUAGCCCCACACAUUUUUUCCUCAAAAAUGGUCCUAAUUUACAAAAUUAACUUAAUUUUAUUUUUUAAUUUAUUACCUUUAAUUUUUGUUUUUGGUGAAUUGACAAGACAUUUUAAAGAAUUUUUGGACAAAAAUUAUGGGGGAGAAGUUGGGGGACAAUUGAACAGGAUGGAUAUGGGUGGAUAUUUGUAUGGAAGUUUUGGAGGAAAGGAGGGGGAUAAUGAUACGAUUGUAAAUGAGCCAGUUAUCUUCGUUCAUGGAGUAACUUUACGGGCCGGCGUUUUUGUUUCUCAUCGAAAUUAUUUUUUAGGGAAAGGAUAUUCUACAUCUGAGGCAAGUUUUGACACCCACAAAAAUAAUUUUUUAAAAAUAAUUCUAAAGUUAUACGCGACAACCUACGCCGAUGGAGGGCAUACUCCUUUUUAUAUGAAUGAAUUGGAAUGUUCAAGUGUUAAACAAAUAAGAGAGUUUAUCCUAGCUGUUCAUAAUUAUACUGAAAAAACUGGUAGGGAUAAAAUAACGGGAUCUUUUCUCUUAAAGUAUUUCUCUCAAUUUGAAUAA
Messenger RNA from Meloidogyne enterolobii, 580 nucleotides. The record is from the annotation of a GenBank genome assembly. Lineage: Eukaryota; Metazoa; Nematoda; Chromadorea; Rhabditida; Meloidogynidae.